AUGGCAACACCCUACCUCACGAGCCUGGAUGGCUUCCCCUCAACGUUCCCGUCCACCACACCCAACGUCCUCGACAGCCCCAUCACCACGGAAACCGAUGGCCUCCAGGGUUCGAGACGCAGCACCGCGCUCCUAACCACGAAGCUCACGUCCGUGCUGGCCUCGUCAUACGCGGACCAUGAAAUCCGAGACACCCUCCGCCUGCUCGACACGCGGGGCGUUACAAACGACGAAACCACGCGACGGCACCUCAAAGCAAACGCCCAGAAGGAGGUGAUAGACUGUGAUGCGCGCAUCGUGGCGGACUUUGGCGACGUCGCGGCCCAGCUCCGGCGGGUAGGCGACAUGAUUGGCACUUUGAACGCCACGUGCGCGGCCAUGAGGACGCACGUCCUGGCGGCGAAGAGGGAGAGUGGGCCGACGUUGGAAGAGGCAGGGCUGCUGUUGAAGCGGAAGCAAGACACCGAGCGCAAGGAACAGCUUCUCCGGGCAUUUCGGAGCCAUUUCCUCGUCUCGGACGACGAGAUGGCUCUCUUGACUGGUAGUACUCUCGAUGUGGAUGAGCGGUUCUUUACAGCGCUCGCGCGCGUCAAGGGCCUGCAUAGGGAUUGUUCGUUGCUUUUGGGGUAUACUGUAACUUCGACGGCGUCACCGAGUGGCUUAACAUUGACGGCACCGGAAAUGGAUGACGAAGGCUCCUCGCGGCUUGGUAUGGAGCUGCUUGACUCGACGACUCGCACGCUCGAUGCAUCGUUUCAGAAACUCUACGGCUGGAUUCAAAGUAGGUUUAGGACGCUUGACAUUGAGGACCCGCAUAUUUCGGGAGGUAUCCGGCGAGGUCUGCGCGUCUUGUCCGAACGGCCUACCCUGUUCCAGAAGUGUUUGGACUUCUUUGCCGAGUCGAGGCAGAAAACGCUGAGCGAGGGGUUUCAGGACGCAUUGACGGGAGCUGCUGGUGGGCCCGGCUCGGGCAAGGCGAUUGAGUUUUCGACCCACGAACCUUUGCGCUAUGUCGGCGAUAUGCUCGCUUGGGUGCAUAGCGUUUGUGUCUCAGAGAAGGAGGCUCUCGAGGGGCUGUUUGUUGGUGAUGAGGAGGAGUUGGCUAGAGGGUUGAGCGAAGGGCGAGCAAGUGAGCCGUGGGCAGAGAUUCGCAGUGUCCGACGGGGCAGUGGUGUUUCUGAUGACGAAGAAGAGGGUGAAGAGCACGGAGUGUUCGAUGGCAGGAAAGCUCUUUCGGAGCUGAUAUCAAAGAACCUGUCGCUCGUGUGUCAAACUCUGCAAUCGAGGAUUGACAUCACGGUACGGACGAGUGGAAAUCCUGUUUUCAUGUUCAAGGUGUUUAACCUGCUGGACUUCUACCGUGGCAUAUUCGCAAAGUUGCUGGGCGACGACAGUACUCUGACAAAGAUUGUUCAGCAACUCCAGGCUUCCACGCUCUCACAGUUCGAAAAGGCUAUGGAGGAAGAGACCUCUGCCGCCAUAGCAACGAUGGAUGCAGAACCAACGCCGGAUUUGACGCCUCCAGUGUUCCUAGCUACCGCAUUAUCGCAAUUUAGCGAGAUAUGUCGGGCGAGAGGACCACAGAUGACGGAAGCCGAACUCGAGCGCCUCUACACAGCAGUGCUGGGCGGCAUCAUCUCCGCUUGUGCCGAAGGCGCAACUCAGAUUUCGGACAUGCGCAGAAGCUGCAUCUAUAAGAUCAAUUACAUGACCGCCUUGAAAGCGACAUUGGCCAACGUGUCAGCACACUCAACUGCGUCGCAGGUACCGCUCCAAAAGUCCGCCCAUGAGAUUCAAACCUUGAGAGAUCAUUUAGUCGAACUGGUCAGCACAACAUUCCUUGAGGACUCCGGCGUCGCGGACCUCACGCAGGAGAUUGAUGGACGAAGGACCCAGCCCUCUUCGCAGAGAAGGAAGUGGCUAGUGGAGAACCUUGAUGAAUCAGCACAACGCUUGGACGAAUUCCUCUCUUCUGCACUCAUGGAUGUGCAGGAAGCCCUUAAACCUCUCCUUGAUCGUACAUUUGCUAGCGACGUCGUUGCCGAGGCUGUGGAGAGGUUUUGUACUGACUUCGAUGAGUUAGAGAGUUUGUUGGAGACUGAGGACAUGGAGACUACAGAAACCGAACAAGAUAGGGGCGGUGAGAACGGGCUUGACGAGGCCGAUGUCAGCGAGGCGGUCGGCUCAUUGAGAGAGCUGUACCCUAGGACUGGGGCAGAGGUACGUGCUCUGCUGAGUUAG
Cladophialophora yegresii CBS 114405 is the source of this 2241-nucleotide messenger RNA. RefSeq lists its product as uncharacterized. Gene Ontology annotation, cellular component: COG complex. Lineage: Eukaryota; Fungi; Ascomycota; Eurotiomycetes; Chaetothyriales; Herpotrichiellaceae. The record is from RefSeq and is a predicted model, not a curated record. Bases 1 to 2241 code for a protein of 746 amino acids. Gene Ontology annotation, biological process: intra-Golgi vesicle-mediated transport. The transcript has a single exon.